Drosophila arizonae is the source of this 1100-nucleotide messenger RNA. RefSeq lists its product as uncharacterized. Lineage: Eukaryota; Metazoa; Arthropoda; Insecta; Diptera; Drosophilidae. The record is from RefSeq and is a predicted model, not a curated record.
AACAACCACUGAGCCAUGAAGAGCACAUUGAUUUUCACUCUACUGGCUGUCACCUUUAGCUGCAGCUGUGCCGCACCCUUUGAUCUGAAUGAUCUGUUCUUGGGCAGGAAUGCGCCCGUGGAUCGUGAGACGUCGCAGGAUGUGGUCAAGCGUCAGGUGCUGGCCAAUGCCGACGGCCAGCUGAAGCAGGUAUCGUUCCAGACGCUGAUUGGCAGCUUGGAGAACAGUCUGUUUCAGUCGGCGCUCAGCCUGAACGGCGCCAGCGCCGCAGGCUCUGAGGUGGUCGAGGUGAAGCCAGUCGCAGCCAUCGAGCCCCUGGAGACCAAUGAGCACAGCAUUUCGAAACGCUCCGAGGAUGCUGUGUCUACGACAGCAGCCCCGGUGGAGGCCGACAGCUCACAAGAGCGCAAAAUUCUGCUGCAGACCACAAAGAAGGUGCCGCUGAGCGAUGAGUCCGGACCUGCGCAUCUGAUCAUCGAUCGUGUCUCAGUGCUGCCCCAGAACGGUGUCUCAGUGCCACUGAUACCCACCUUCCAGGUACACCACACCAAGAUCACGUCGGCCACCAUCACCGAGGAUGCCAACAAAGACAGCAGCGAUGGCAAACAGACCAAGAUCAGCAUCACAAAGACUUCCAUCACCUCAACUGCGCCCGUGGAGAGUGUUGAGGCGCAGAGCACCAGCACGAGCACCAGCACGAGCACAAGCACGAGCACGAGCGCCAAGCCCGAGCAGGCCAGCACCACAGAGAAGGCGACCACGAGCGAGCCGAGCAGCAGCAGCAGCAGCAGCACAAGCACCACCACCACCAACACCCCUUUAACCAGCACAACCACCACGACCACCACCGCCGCGGAUCAGCCAAUUGUGAAGCUGAAGCAGGUGGAGGAGAAGCUCAAGGCUAAGGUCGCCGAGGUGGAGGCAGAGCCUGUCAUUCUGACCGCGCGUGUCUAAUCAUUUGGAGCCGCUCUAGUCUUAGUCAACUCGAAACUCAACUCAACUCACUCACUCACACACACAUAUAUAUACAUACAUAUACAUAUUUAUAUCGCGCCAAGUUGAAUUAAAGUCAUGUGAUUUGAUCUGAAAGCCCAAACAGC